UACCCCUCCGGUACUCUCAGUCAGGAAUGCGUCACUUCCGGCGACUACAUCGGAGCCAAUGGCGUGGCGGCAGGACGGCGGUCCGGAGGCAGGUUUAAAUGCGCCGCCAGCUUUCACGCAGGACGGGGGAAGCUUUGCUGCAUCGGAAAGUUUGCAGAAGUGAAUACUUUUAAUCGCGCAACAAGUCAGGAUGUCAAACGAAAGACCGCUUAAAGAACUGAGCGAGAAUUUGGAGGGAUCCCUGAGCAGGCCUCAGAAGAGUAAAUGGAAAAGGCGGCCCUCCUGCAGCGGCGGUCUGGACACCGAAAACACGCCGAGCGAGCUCAUCCAGCAGUGGUCUCCCCCGCACAAGAAGAUCCUCACUUCUACAAAAGGGAAAGAAAACGACGAAAAUGUAUUCGUUCUUGCCAGGCGUCCCAGGAAAAGAAGAGAAUCGUCAGCAGGCUUGUGUUGGGACAGUCUGCCUGAUGAACUGUUGCUGGGAAUCCUGUCUCGUCUUUCACUGCAAGAUCUCCUCCGGACGUCACGGGUCUGCAAGCGCUGGCAUCGUUUGGCGUUUGAUGAGUCUCUGUGGCACAGUGUGGACCUGGUGGGAAAGGCUCAGUUAGAUGAAGAGCUCGGGCAGGUUCUCUCAGCUGGAGCGUUGAGGCUGCGCUGUCCACACACCUGCAUCGGUCAGCCCAGCUUUAAAAGUGCACAGAAACUUCGUGUCCAGCAUCUGGAUUUAUCAAACUGCACAUUGGAGACGUCUGUUCUCGAAGACAUCCUGUCUCGCUGCAAACAUCUACAGAACCUCAGUCUCGAAGGAUUGGUGCUCUCCGAUGGCAUUAUUCAUUCUCUGGCUCAAAAUACUGAAAUUGUCCGGCUGAAUUUGUCCGGCUGCUCUGGCUUCUCUUCUGAAUCUCUGGCAGAGAUGCUAAAAUCUUGCACUCGAAUUGAAGAAAUGAAUGCGUCAUGGUGUGACUUCAGUAAUCUCCAUGUCCAAGCUAUUGCUAACAACGUUCCCUCCAGCAUCACUCAACUGAACAUCAGUGGUUACAGACAAAACCUCGCCAUGGAAGAUGUGAAAGCUAUAGUAAAUAGAUGUCCAAACCUCACAAAUCUAGAUUUGAGCGAUAGCGUGCUUGUGACGACGGACAGUUUCCCGGUCCUGCAGCAGCUUUCCUCUUUGAGACAUCUGGCACUGAGCCGCUGUUAUCAAAUCCAUCCGGCUUCGCUCAUUGACUUUGAGAAGUUUCUGAACCUGCAGACCCUGGAGGUCUUCGGGCUCAUACAGGACAGCUACCUGCCCAUUCUUUGUAAAGGUCUACCGCACAUACAGAUCAACACUCAGCCUUUCUCCACGGUGGCACGUCCAACCUCGGCAUCGAGAAAGGAUCGCACGCUUUGGGGAAUGCACUGCCGCCUCGUGUACAAGCAUUGAUGUUUUUAAUUCAGGAUGAUUACAGGGUAAACCAAAUUGUAAAAUAGCUUUUAUAAUGGUCUGUAUCUCUCUCUCUCUCUCUCAAUUGUGCCCAAUUUGAAUUGUGAUUUUUUUUUUUUUUUUAAGUGUUAAACAUCACUGGUAAAUCCUCGUUUUAUAUUGUACGUUCAGUUUUGUGAAGAUGACAAUUGUGUUGGAGGUCCUGACAAUCUUGAAAUGAGUGGUGUUCUUGUUACGUUGCUGCAAAGAUCACAAAAAAAGAGAAGAGUGGACAGGCUGGUUAGUGGUAUGUUUUAACUUUGAAUGUGUUUCAUACCAAUAGCUAAUAACUUUUGAAAAUGGUGAGUUAUCUAAAUGUUUGUUGCUUAAGGUGAAAUCUAGAAUAAUGGUAGGUACUGUUUAACAGAUGAUGUUUUCCUGCCAUGAUCAAGUACAUUUCCAGUUUUACUAUAGGAUUAUCAAAGUUUAGUAAUGAAACGAUGUGUUAUGGUUCUUUUGUACUGUUCCCAAAUGUUUUGCCAUACAGAAACAUUAAACCAGGUGCUUUUAGUGCAGAGAAAUGAAUGUGAAUCUCCUCCAUUUUUCUGAGCAGUUUUAAUAUUGUAAAACUUGAAUUUUGUACAACUUCGGUUGUCACUAGACAUGUAAGUUUAAUGAAUUGUUUACAUUGUCUAAAGUGUAAAUAAAUGUAUUGCAUUUUAUUUAAAGCCA
Puntigrus tetrazona (Sumatra barb) is the source of this 2134-nucleotide messenger RNA. It is a transcript of the gene skp2, whose product is annotated as S-phase kinase-associated protein 2, E3 ubiquitin protein ligase. The record is from RefSeq and is a predicted model, not a curated record. The transcript is spliced from 10 exons. Gene Ontology annotation, cellular component: SCF ubiquitin ligase complex. Lineage: Eukaryota; Metazoa; Chordata; Actinopteri; Cypriniformes; Cyprinidae. The coding region runs from base 191 to 1423 and encodes 410 amino acids. Gene Ontology annotation, biological process: SCF-dependent proteasomal ubiquitin-dependent protein catabolic process. Gene Ontology annotation, molecular function: protein binding.